AUGACAUUGCCUGGAGAAUCCCCAGCAUGGCCUGGAGAAUCCCCAGAGUGGGUUGGAGAAUCCCCAGCAUUCCUUGGAGAAUCUGCAGAGUGGGUGGGAGAAUCCCCAGCAUGGCCUGGAGAAUCCCCAGAGUGGGUUGGAGAACCCCCAGUACCCCACAAGUCCAUAGAGAGAUCAACAGAUCUCCCCAACAAUUCCAUUGUAAAUCCUCUUGCACCACCACCCACUCAGUGGAAAAAGGGUGGGGGCCACAGUGCUGGCCAGAAUGCAAAACUGAAGUCCAAUGUCACCCCACCACCCUAUGCACCUCCCAUUGUGAAUGGUACUAGCCCAGCUGAUAUGCCUCUGAAUCCUGUCCCUCAGUCUUCAAUAGCAGUAGCAACUCCUGUCUUCCACCAGCACCCCACAGACUCCCAUCACUCUGGUUUCAGUGUUCUGGCUCAACAGUCAGGUGAUAUCAUGCCUCCCAGGAUGGAACCUGACCUUCAAGUGCACAAUAAUCCCCAACUCUUACAAACUUUGGCAACCACUGAUGUUCACCACAAGAGUUCAGAGAAGCUGUCAUCAGAGGGCUCCUCAGAAGAGGAGUUGGAGUCCUCAAAUAAUAACCCAUCAGAUGCAGAGGCUAGUGAGGUCUCCAGUGAUGAGUCCAACAAAGAUGAAGACAAUGCAUUUGGACGGGGUGCAAUGAAUCUUAGGCAAUCAACUCAUCCUGGCUUCUCCCAAGAAACAAUGACAAGCAAUCCUAUUUGCCACAAUUCCUUACCCCCUGACCAUGAGUUUACAUACUCAUGUAAUGAGGAUGAUGAUGCAGCUCUGCAAAGCUUACAAUCCAAGGACAAGGCUCAGCCAGAGCUCCUUGGUGAUAUAUCUACCUGGUGUUCAGAAUUGAAGUCAGUUGUGCUGGAAACCAUGCCAUCUGUGUUCAACCUUAUCCCUCCUUCUGAUGUUGCACCAUGGGUUCAUGUACAAUGGAUAGAGACCACUGCCACAAAGCUCCUUUUCAAUUCACUUUUCCUAUUGGUUUAUCAGGGAAAAACCAGGAAUUUCACUCACCCCACCUUCAAGGAAGCUGUCAUACAAUUCUACUAUACUGGCACAUAUCAAAUCAUGGAUAAGAAUCCUGAGUCCUUCAGCAAUUCAGUUCCCCUUUCCUGUCUGGCUCUCAUUGCAGCCACAUAUCAUUGUGUGUUGGAUGGAUUUGUGAAGAAUGGCACAGGAAAGACAAUGCCUCAAUUCUCUGGCAAGGCUUACAAUUCCAUUUUCCAUGGCAUGAUGAAGGUGCUGAACAACAUCCUUUGCAAUCCUUAUCACAGCAUGAGGUUGUGUGAUCAGCUUUCUCAGUGGGUGAAGGAAGGAUGGGCUGCACUGCAAGAGGUUGAUAUGAAUGUAGAUAGGUACCAGCUCAUUCAGGCAGUCCUUGAUUGA
Molecule: messenger RNA, 1428 nt
Organism: Pisolithus orientalis
Lineage: Eukaryota; Fungi; Basidiomycota; Agaricomycetes; Boletales; Pisolithaceae
Exons: 10
Coding region: 1-1428 (475 amino acids)
Source: RefSeq, a predicted model, not a curated record